AUCCAACUUUUAUACCGCGCGCCCGGCACCAGCACCUCGACCACAACUACCCCCCACAGCGCCCCCAUAGAUCGCCAACAUGCCGGUCGGCAUCAUCAAACCGUCCAACCAGAUCAAGCUGACCAACGUGUCGCUGGUGCGCAUGAAGAAGGGCAAGAAGCGCUUCGAAAUCGCAUGCUACAAGAACAAAGUCCUCGAGUGGCGCAACAAGGUCGAAAAGGAUCUUUCCAACGUCCUGCAAAUCGAAAACGUCUUCCUCAACGUCUCCAAGGGCCAAGUCGCCCCCAAGACCGAUCUCGAAAAAGCCUUUCCCAACAAGUCGCUCGAGGAAAUCAUCAUAGAUAUACUCGACCAUGGCGAGCUGCAAGUGGGCGAGAAGGAGCGCAAUGCCGAGCUCGAGAGGACCAAGAAUGAGGUCAUCGACAUCGUGUCCGGAAAGCUGGUGGAUCCCAAGACGAAGCGCGUGUACACGACAGGCAUGAUUGAGAAGGCGCUGGAUCAGCUGAGUUCGGCUGCAGCGUCGCAGCAGAGUGAAAAGGAAAAGGGCGAGGCCAAGGAAGACGGUGACGAAAAGGCAAAGGCGAAGGAGCUACCAAAGUGGACUGGCGUCGUCACCAACAAGUCAGCCAAAUCGCAAGCCCUGUUUGCCAUGAAGGCGCUCAUCGCUCAUCAGCCAAUACCCGUCGCACGCAUGCAGAUGAAGCUGCGCAUUACGUGUCCAACCUCUGUCCUCAAGCAGAGCAUCAAGACUGCGCCAAAGGCCCAAGCGGGUGCCGAAGACAAGGGCACAGUAGGCACCGUCAAGGAUGCCAUACUCGGCCUCAUGGAAAAGGUCGAGAGCCAAGACACCGUAGGCGCAGAAUGGGAAGCAGUGGGCCUCAUCGAGCCCGGUGCGUUCAAGGGUCUUAACGAGCUGAUCGAGGGCCAAACAAAAGGAAGGGGCAACGUCGAAGUGCUCGAAAUGGCGGUUGGUGCUGAUGAUUGAUCGAGCGAGUGGAGACACGUCUUUUCAGUACGCGUCGCGUGUUGCUCUCGCUCUCACGUGCGGGUGUUCCACUGCCAGAAGAGGAAAUAGCCUGCGUAAGGGACGGUGGGCCCUUUCGCGUGGUGCCUCUGGAGUAAAAUGCAUGGACUUAUACGGUCUGCAAGGGCAACAUGGCAAACAUACUCCACCGCUCCUUUUGCUUGCCUCACUCUGCAACAUGGUCAUCCGAGCACAUGCUCCGAACCAUACACAGCUUCCGUGCACGGUUCUGCCGCAGUCGGGCCUUUGCGACACAGCGGCAAGCACCGCGCUGUGUGCACGUGACUCUUUCACAUGCUGUUCUAGCCCUUGCGUAUCGAAAGUUUGUAUGAUGGGAAAGCGAUGGCUUGGAUGACUGAAAUUCAGUCAUUGGUUAUAUCCUCCAUAACAGCGCAAUUCCAAUAUACAUACAAUUGCU
This is a messenger RNA of Bipolaris maydis ATCC 48331, 1442 nucleotides long. Its product is annotated as SBDS protein C-terminal domain-containing protein. The record is from RefSeq and is a predicted model, not a curated record. Gene Ontology annotation, biological process: cytosolic ribosome assembly; ribosome biogenesis. Lineage: Eukaryota; Fungi; Ascomycota; Dothideomycetes; Pleosporales; Pleosporaceae.